AUAUUAAAUAUAAUUAUUCAUUUGUUUCUUAAACAUACACGAAUAAUGGACAAAAUAAAGUAAAUUUAUUAAAAAUUUAUUGAAGUAAACACAAGAUUGAUAUCAUUCGAUGUGACUAAUAGUUUAUGAUAACUGAUUAUAAUAAGCUGUUCAUUAUGUACAGAUUAAUAACGGAUGUUAAUUAUAAAGUUAAACGACCUCAAAAUCCAAGGUUCAAUGCAAAUAUUUUUGAAAUUCUCACAUUUAGUUGGAUAUUUAAUCUAUUUAAAAAAGGACAAAGUCGGGACUUAGAAGAGAAUGAUUUAUAUGAAACACUAGAUGAUCACAAGUCUUCAUUAUUGGGAGAUGAAUUAGAAAAGGUAUGGAAAUCAGAAGUCUACAAUGCAUACAAAGAGAAUCGUAUUCCCAGUUUGUUAAGAGCAUUGUUUCAGUUAUUUGGAGCUAAAUACAUAGUUCAUGGACUUGUACAGUUUUUGAAUGAAAUACUUCUCAAAACGCCUCAACCUUUAUUUAUCGGAGGAUUGUUAGUUUAUUUUUCCAACGAUGGUCCUAACAAAGUUGACGUCGGAUAUGCAUAUUUCUGCGCAUCUGGUCUAUUGAUUAUCAUGUUAUUGUCAAUGGUUAUUUAUCAUUCAAAUCAAAUUGAAACUGUACACUUUGGGAUGAAAAUAAGAGUUGCAUGUUGUUCGAUAAUAUACAGGAAGGCCUUAUGUAUCAAUCAUACAGCUCUAGGUAAAACGACAAUAGGUCAUGUGAUAAAUUUGUUAUCGAAUGACGUGAAUCGAUUUGAUUCGAAAAUUAUAUUUCUUCAAUAUUUAUGGAUCGGUCCUCUACAAACUAUUGUGGUAACAUAUUUAAUGUGGCGAGAAAUAGGCAUAACUUCAUUAAUCGGAGUAUCUACAUUUCUUUUCUUCAUUCCAUUUCAAGGUUGGUUAGGGAAAAAAAUGUUUGAACUUCGACUAAAAACAGCUAUCAAGACGGAUGAAAGACUACGCUUAAUGAAUGAAAUAAUUUCUGCUAUACAAUUGAUCAAAAUGUAUUCCUGGGAAAAACCCUUUGAAAAGCUAAUAGAAUACGCAAGGAUGAAUGAAAUUCAACAAGUUAGAAGAUCGUCAUACAUCAGAGCUAUUUCAUUAUCAUUUAUAAUUACUAUGACCAGACUUCAACUAUUUGUCAGUUUUUUAUCGUACAUAUUACUAGGAUAUACUAUCUCGAGUCGAAAAGUUUUUGUCAUAACUGCUUAUUACAAUAUAUUGGCUCCAACUAUGGCGGUAUUCUUCAAUCAAGGAUUGUCAGCAAUACCUGAAAUGCUAGUAUCUAUUAAACGCAUACAAAAUUUUUUACUGCUUGAAGAAAAAGAUGGAUUAAAAAUAAAUAUUUCUAAAUCGACAGAUUCGGUAAAAAAUUGUGUUAAUAAUGAAUCAGUCCACACUAACGACAAUACUACAACAAAAAAUAUGAAAAUUAAAGAUAAUAUUCUAUAUUUUGAGAUAAAUAUUAUGAACGCGACAGCUAAGUGGACAGACGAACAAAGCAGUAACUCUUUAGAAAGUAUAAAUUUCAAUGCAAAACCAGGUGAAUUAGUUGCAGUCAUUGGUCCUGUGGGUGCAGGAAAAAGUUCAUUGUUGCAAUUAAUUUUAAAAGAAUUACCACUCUCAGAAGGAAAAUUAUCAAUACGUGGUAAGAUUUCAUACGCAUCGCAAGAACCAUGGUUGUUUGGUGGUUCUAUUCAACAAAAUAUUUUAUUUAAUUCACCAAUGGAUGAAGUUCGUUACAAAAAAGUUAUUAAUGUAUGUGCAUUAAAAAAUGAUUUCGAACAGUUCCCUUACGGCGACAAAACAUUUGUGGGUGAAAGGGGAGUUACACUAAGUGGUGGACAAAGAGCUAGAAUAAAUUUAGCUAGAGCUGUAUACAAGCAAGCAGACAUUUAUUUAUUAGACGAUCCUUUAUCAGCUGUUGAUACAAGAGUCGGCAAACAUUUGUUCGAAAAAUGUAUCAUAGAAUAUCUUAAGAAUAAAACGUGUAUUCUGAUAACUCACCAAAUACAGUACUUGACUAAUGUAGACCAAGUUGUUUUCAUGAAAGAUGCAACUAUAUUAGCUAAAGGUUCUUAUCAAGAACUACAAGCGGCUGGUAUUGAUUUCACUAAAUUACAAAUUGGAUCGUUGGAAGACAAACAAAAAAGCACAGUUGAGUCUGAUAUUGAAUCGAAUAUAACAAAUACUAAAAGUUUUAAUGCAUGUUUAUCUACACGUGGUUCAAACGAAAGUGUAUUAUCGUGCGUCAACGAAAGUAAAAUAAACGAUUCGGUAAAGUGCAUCGAAAAACACUAUAAUGAAGAACCUGAAAUUCGAUCAUCGGGAAAUAUGUCCAAGAGUAUAUAUAUGUCUUAUUUUUCUGCUAGUGGAAAUAUAUAUGAAGUUUUUCUUUUGUUUAUCAUAUGUUUGAUCACUCAAAUAUUUAUUUCCGGUGGAGAAUAUUGGAUAACUUAUUGGGUUAAUCUAGAGGAACAUGUUUUUUAUCAUGAUAACAAUAGUCUAAAAAAUAACACGUUAAGAGAAACACCUUAUAACAAUAAUGCAACGAAUUAUAAAAUAUCUGAUACUUUACUAUGGUGGACAAUUUCUAGACAAACCUGUAUCAUAGUUUUUGUAGUUUUUACAUUUUCAAUGAUAUUAGCUAUUCUUAUUAGAACAGCUAUAUUUGUGUCAGUUUGUAUGAAAUCGUCAAUAAAUUUACAUAAUAAUAUGUUUAACGCAAUAGUCAGAGCCACAAUGUAUUUUUUUAAUACAAAUUCAUCUGGACGAAUUCUUAAUCGAUUUUCAAAAGAUAUGGGUGCGAUUGAUGAGUUGUUAACAAUGACUUUAAUGGAUUGCAUACAAAAUGGAUUGAUACUCUUAGGAGUGAUUAUAAUUGUUGGGAUCGUAAACAUUUACCUCAUAAUACCAACAUUUAUGAUUGGAUUAAUCUUUUACAAACUUCGAGUAUUUUACAUGUCUACUUCUCGCAGUAUAAAACGAUUAGAAGGAAUUACACGAAGUCCUGUAUUUGCACAUUUCAAUGAAUCUCUUCGCGGAUUGAUUACAAUUAGAGCAUUUGAAGCGAAAAACUUAUUGUCAAGAGAAUUUGAUAAUCAUCAAGAUUUACAUUCUUCUGCGUGGUAUUUGUUAAUAACAUCAAGCAGAGCAUUUGGUUUUUUGUUAGAUAUAACCUGUUUGAUGUAUAUAGGAAUAUUGAUAUUUAGUUUUAUAGCUAUCAAUAAUAAUAUGUAUGGAGGAAAUGUUGGUUUGGUUAUAACUCAAACAAUGGGAUUAACUGGUAUGAUCCAAUGGGCAAUGAAACAAACAGCAGAAUUAGAAAACCAGAUGACAUCAGUCGAAAGAGUACUAGAAUAUACAAAUGUUCCUCAAGAAUCUGCUCUUGAAUCUCCUCUAGAUAAAAAACCACCAAAAGAAUGGCCUCAAAAAGGGCAGGUUGUUUUUAAAAACUUUUAUUUACGUUAUAGCCCAGACACUCCACAUGUAUUAAAAAAUCUCAACAUUAAAAUUGAAUCAACGGAAAAAGUAGGAAUCGUUGGUAGGACUGGUGCUGGAAAAUCAUCCUUAAUUGGAGCAUUAUUUAGAUUGGCUCUGAAUGAAGGUUCCAUUUAUGUUGAUGAUCUGGAUAUCAAUGAAUUAGGACUACACGAAUUGCGUUCCAAAAUUUCCAUUAUACCACAGGAACCAGUUUUGUUUACUGGAACGAUGCGAAAGAAUUUAGAUCCUUUCGAUGAAUAUCCAGACCUUGCUCUUUGGAAUGCUUUAGAUGAGGUGGAACUAAAAGAUGUUAUUGAAGAUUUACCCGGUGGAUUGCACUCAAAAAUGUCAGAGGGUGGAUCUAACUUCAGUGUUGGUCAAAGACAACUGGUGUGUUUGGCUAGAGCUAUAGUGCGAAAUAAUAAGAUUCUUGUGAUGGAUGAAGCUACUGCUAAUGUCGAUCCACAGACUGAAGCAUUGAUUCAGAAUACAAUUAGAAGUAAAUUCCGAAAGUAUACUGUCUUAACUAUUGCCCAUCGUUUGAAUACCGUUAUGGAUUCUGACAAAGUGCUUGUAAUGGAUGCUGGUAAAAUGGUUGAAUUUGAUCAUCCUCAUAUUUUGUUGAAAAUCAAGGAUGGAUUUUUGUAUAAAAUGGUGGAAAAAACCGGUAGGGAUACAGCAAAUUUCCUACAUAGUAUAGCUGCUGAGAGCUACAAUACUAUACAGAGAACUAAAGAAUCUCCUAUCAGAUUAAUUGAUGAAGAUGUUGAUGACUACUCAAACAAAAAUGACUAGUAUCUAUUUGAUUUAUAGGUUUAUUAAUUUUAUUCACAUGGUGCCUUCGUUUAAAAUUUAAUUUUGCUAAUUUAAAAUUCAUAAUUUUACAUUUAAUCUAAUUAAUUAUUUAUAGUUUUUAUAUCUAAAGCAGACCUUAUACAACUAAAAUAGUAUUUCAUCUUAAAUGAUUUAAUGCAAAUCAAAUUAGUAUACAUGUAAUC
Sipha flava (yellow sugarcane aphid) is the source of this 4513-nucleotide messenger RNA. Its product is annotated as probable multidrug resistance-associated protein lethal(2)03659. Gene Ontology annotation, molecular function: ATP binding; ABC-type transporter activity; ATP hydrolysis activity. Bases 126 to 4310 code for a protein of 1394 amino acids. The transcript is spliced from 27 exons. The record is from RefSeq and is a predicted model, not a curated record. NCBI's taxonomy places the organism in Eukaryota, Metazoa, Arthropoda, Insecta, Hemiptera, Aphididae. Gene Ontology annotation, cellular component: membrane. Gene Ontology annotation, biological process: transmembrane transport.